GCGGAAUCUGAUUCCACACAGUCAACAUCUCAGCAAGCUAGAGCAACUCCACUCCUCAAACGGAUUACCAUGACGAGCGUAUGCAGCAGCUACCAGCACUAUCAGCUGACCAACGGUAACAUCAUGCAACUGAUGCACCACCAGCAGGGACAGCAGCAGCAGCACCAACAGCUGAUUGCCCCCAAGAUGCCUCUGGGCAACAGCCAGCUCCAGAACAUGCAACAGCACCAGCAGACAAGCAGCUCUGCCGGCCCCAUGCUGUCGAAGAAGAAGUACAACAACUACAACCCAAUGCCCUACGGAGAGCCGCAGAUGCCAUCGGUGGCACGCCGCAAUGCCCGGGAGCGCAACCGCGUGAAGCAGGUGAACAACGGCUUCGUCAAUCUCCGCCAGCACCUGCCCCAGACGGUCAUCAAUGCCCUGUCGAAUGGGGGACGCGGCGCCAGCAAGAAGCUAUCGAAGGUGGACACCCUGAAGAUCGCCGUGGAGUACAUACGCGGCCUGCAGGAUAUGCUCGGCGAUGGCCAGCCCCGUCCCAUCUACAGCUCCGGAGACGAGAGCAGCAACGAUGGCACCUACAACGACAACUACAGCAGCCUGGACAGCCCCCAAUCGCAGUUCGUUGUCGCCCAGUCCCACUCGUACCACUCGGCCUCGCCCACUCCCUCGUACAGUGACGCCUCCGAUGUAUCGGCCAGCUACGUGAAGCAGGAGAUGCCCGAUAACCACGAGCACGAUCACCAGCAGCACCACCAACACCAGCACCAGCAUCAACUCAAAUUCGAGUCCUUCGACAGCUUCAGCGACGAGCAGCCCGACGAUGAGGAGCUCCUCGACUACAUCUCCUCGUGGCAGGAGCAGUGAGAGUGCCCGAGUACGAAAAAAAGAGCCGGAGAUCCCAGCGAUCCCAGCAAUCCCAGAGAGCAAGCCAAAAAUACCCAAUCCCCACACUGUACAAACUGUAAAUAUCGAAAAUGUUGCCUUAGUGAGUGAAAAACGAAGAAACCAAGUCCCAGAUUCUAUAUCUCUAGUUCGUAAGACCCGACCCACCAAAAUUUUUUUUUGGAAACUAGCAUUAAGCAUGGAAGACAAUGAUAUAAAACCUUAUUUUUUUGAUAGUUCUAAGUUCUGUUAUAAGCAUGGAAGACACUAAACUAU
Molecule: messenger RNA, 1158 nt
Organism: Drosophila miranda
Lineage: Eukaryota; Metazoa; Arthropoda; Insecta; Diptera; Drosophilidae
Gene: l(1)sc
Product: achaete-scute complex protein T3
Exons: 1
Coding region: 70-864 (264 amino acids)
Biological process (GO): developmental process; regulation of transcription by RNA polymerase II
Molecular function (GO): DNA-binding transcription factor activity, RNA polymerase II-specific; RNA polymerase II transcription regulatory region sequence-specific DNA binding; protein dimerization activity
Source: RefSeq, a predicted model, not a curated record